CCAUUAACAGGCUCCAAGAAAACAAAACAUUUUUAGCAGAAGAGCUAAAGAGAGAAACAAGAAACAGAGCUCAAGGAGCUCCUCUGUUUCUUCUGUUUUCGAAACCCUGUUCUUUUAUUCUGUUUCCAUGUACAUAAAUUCACUCUGUACUAUGAUCUUAGUAGCAUCUUUGUCUUCUCUCUUUGGAGAAACUUCUGCUGCUACUAUAGCUUUGGUACAAAUCCAAUUCUCUUUUGAGUAGACGUCGAGAAUCUUCGAACUUUAUAGCCACAAUCGCCUUACAGUUACAGUUGUUUCUCAGUCUUUGUGUUCAGAUGGAUUCUUUUGAAAUCAAAAACAUUAAACUUGGGAAAGCAAAUGGGGUUGCGAAGAAGCCCCAGUUUCGAAAGAUAGCGAGCUUGUUCAGGGUGAUCGAGAUAUGUGUUCUUUUGGUGGUGGUGGCAAGGAUUUUCGCUCACCUCCCGCUUGCUGUUAAGGACUUAACGGAUGUCCUUGUUAGCACUCGCUUUGUUUUCAUAAUUGGCAACUUAAUAGUGGUCAUUCUUUUUGCAAAGUCAGGACAGUUUUCAGCUCAAAAUUCUACCAGAAAGAAUCCCAGAAAGGAUUACUUUGAAGAGUUUUUGGAGAAGGGUGAAAAGAUUCAGAACACUCACCGGUAUGAGGUGAAGUACAGAGAAAAACAGAGCAUUUGUGCAGAGAAUGUAGUUAGUGAAGGCACACAUACUUCUUUCAAAAGCAAUAGUUACAGAAGAAGCCAAUCAGAAAAGUUUAAGCGUGUUAAUAGUGAUAAAUCCUGCCGGGAACUGAGGCGAACAGUCACAGAGAAGUGCAGGAAAAGUACUAAUUCUGGGGACAAAUCGGCCAAAAAUUCAUACCCAGAAGAUAAUAUGAGCAAUGAAGAGUUUCGGCGCACGAUCGAAGCUUUCAUUGCAAGGCAGCAGAGGUUUCGCAUGGAAGAAGAGUACUCUGUGAUUACAUAUAAAUAAGCAUAAACAAAUCUUUUUUCCUUUUUCUUUUUUUUUGGGGGGUGGGGGGGAUGGAUCUUUUCUGGUUCUUCUUUUCCUGCUACAUAGAACUAUGUUUGUCUGUACAUGGCUAUGUCAUAUAUGUAAUGGAAAAUUUCUAGUUAAACAAA
Molecule: messenger RNA, 1135 nt
Organism: Pistacia vera
Lineage: Eukaryota; Viridiplantae; Streptophyta; Magnoliopsida; Sapindales; Anacardiaceae
Exons: 1
Coding region: 315-986 (223 amino acids)
Source: RefSeq, a predicted model, not a curated record